This is a messenger RNA of Oncorhynchus keta (chum salmon), 5579 nucleotides long. Its product is annotated as RNA-binding motif, single-stranded-interacting protein 2-like. The coding region runs from base 130 to 1311 and encodes 393 amino acids. Gene Ontology annotation, molecular function: mRNA binding. Gene Ontology annotation, cellular component: cytosol. The record is from RefSeq and is a predicted model, not a curated record. NCBI's taxonomy places the organism in Eukaryota, Metazoa, Chordata, Actinopteri, Salmoniformes, Salmonidae. The transcript is spliced from 14 exons.
GCGAGCAGCAGCACUGGCGGCAGCGGGGCUCGGAUCGCUUCCCCUGAUUCCAAGCUUAACUUCCCGAGCUGCUGACGUCACUUGGCAGCCUGGGCUGUACUCGCCGCUCCAUACAUAGCGCCGAGAAAAAUGCUGCUCUCCGUACCGCCAAGGACAGGAAUCAAUCCAUACAACGGCUAUAACAGCAGAAACGGCAAAAAGGUCUAUGUGUCCUCCGGCCACCAGAUGGCGCCCCCCAGUCCCAACAGCAACAACAGUGGCGGGGGAGGGGAACAACUGAGUAAAACUAACCUGUACAUCCGUGGUCUUCACCCCGGGACCACAGACCAGGACCUGGUCAAGCUAUGCCAGCCAUAUGGGAAGAUUGUGUCCACGAAGGCAAUCCUGGACAAAACCACCAACAAGUGCAAAGGCUAUGGCUUCGUGGACUUCGACAGUCCGGCAGCGGCCCAGAAAGCGGUGAGCGCCCUGAAGUCCAGUGGUGUCCAGGCUCAGAUGGCCAAGCAACAGGAGCAGGACCCCACCAACCUGUACAUCUCCAACCUGCCUGUGUCCAUGGAUGAGCAGGAACUGGAGAGCAUGCUCAAGUCCUUCGGCCAAGUCAUCUCCACACGCGUCCUCCGCGACGCCAUCGGGACCAGCCGUGGCGUGGGUUUCGCCAGGAUGGAGUCCACAGAAAAGUGCGAAGCCAUUAUUCAACAUUUCAAUGGGAAAUUUAUUAAGACUCCACCAGGAGUUCCAGUGCCCCCGGAACCAUUAUUGUGCAAGUUUGCAGACGGGGGACAGAAAAAGAGGCAGAAUCAGGGGAAGUACCUUCAGAAUGGCAGGCCCUGGGCAAGGGAUGGAGAGACGGGAGGGAUGACGUUAACAUAUGACCCCACAGCCUUACAGAAUGGGUUCUAUUCGUCACCCUACAGUCUGGCCCCAAACCGGAUGAUCGCCCAAACGUCCCUCUCUCCCUACAUGCAUUCACCAGUCUCAUCUUACCAGCUACAUAGUCCCUCCUGGAUGCACCACCAGUCGUACCUCAUGCAGCCUGCAGGCACAGUCCUGACUCCAACCAUGGACCAUGCCAUGUCUAUUCAGCCCACCUCCAUGAUGGGCCCCAUGACCCAGCAGCUCAGCCACCUAUCCCUGGGCAGCACAGGCACGUAUAUGCCUGCCAACACUAUGCAGGGGACAUACAUCCCCCAGUACCAACCAGUGCCUCCCUCCAGUGUCCCUGUAGAGGAGAACGGAGGACAACAGCAACAGGUUGCUAUGGAGACACCUGCAGAACACACAAACUACUCCUACCAGCACACCAAGUGAAGCUAAGCUCGGGGUCAGGAGGCCAUCUUGCUGACUGAACCACAGAGGGUUGGUUCUCUACAAGAAGAUAACAGAGCUCUGUUUUAGCACCAGACUUGAACACCGUUGACAAAAGGAAUACGUGUGUGCUUUGAAAAAGAAGUUAACAUGCUUAUUUUGUCUGGACUUUUCCUCUCUCUUCUUCAAGAGUCAAUCAGCCAAAGGUGGAAGCCUUCUGCAAUGGAAGCUUUGAUCUCUUUUGAUAACUGAAAAAAUAAACUAAGUUGAACAAAGAAACCAAUUUGGAAAGGGGGAAAUGACACAAAGCGUUAUUUUUGUGCACGUAAAAUAACAAAUUCUUAUUUUUUAAAAGCAUUCUGGAGUUUCAGAGUGGUAAAAGGAAAGUAAUUACAACACAAUGUGUCUUUUAUUUUUUGGUAAAAUAUGCAAACUUUAAUUUGAAAUUUUUUAUGUCUGUUUUUUGACAUUCUAUUCACAGCUGUUUGACAAUAUUUUGUACAUAAAAAUAUAUACUAAUACACAUUUAGUUGGUUUAAUGUUUUAGUGUAGGAUACUUUUAAGUACGGAAAAUGCUAAACAAACCGUUUAAAGCUACUUCUCUCUAAAACUAAUCCAGUAAAAGGCAAAGUUCCGUUAACUCACUGGCAGAUGGUAACAUUCAUUAUUUAUAGAUUUAAAAUGAAGUCAAACUUUAAACCUUAUAAAGCAUUCACUCAUAAACACUCAGAAUGUGUUAUGAGCAGAGGACAAUCAUGAUCAUUCUUAUUUAUAUGUACAUCAUAGUUCUAUUUUUAGAUAUUUAGUCAUAUUCAAACAUGUCACUUGCUUUUGUGUACAUUUUAUUUAAUAAAAUUCUUUAUUUAACAAAUCUGGUAAAUGCCAAACACUGGCAAUAAACAUGAUACCACUUAGAAAAUAAUUUAUGUGUUAAAUAAGAGCUAAAUGAUUUUUAAAAAUUAAGCACAUUUGAUAUUGCUGUAAAACUUUCUUACGAGAAGAAAAUUAACUUCUUUUUUUUUAGGGUAUCAUGUAAUAUGACGCAUCCAAAUGUCACCUUCUGUCUCCAAACAUUUGAGACAAAAUUAAUUGUUAUAAUAUUAUUCAACAUUUAAUAAAUUAAUUACUAUACUAUACAAUAUUUUUAUUGGAUUUUAUUGGAUUCAUAGAUCGUAUAAUAAUAAUUAUACAAAAUAAUAAUUAUACAAAAUACUUGACUUGGUUUGUGCUAGAGUCCAUGUCACACCAGUGUCCAUAAGAAGUGGUUUUAAGCGGUUUUGUUCUGGUAGUUGUUCAGAUGUCUAUAGGGAAUUUCACCUUUUGUACAAAGUAGACAGACAAAUAAGUGGACAUGCCUUAGUUUUGAGCAGUUGGGUUACUAUGAAAUAGUUGUGCAAAAUAGCUCAAACAAAUAAAUGAAAAAGCAAAGCAAUGAGGGGAGAAGUAGGACUAAGAAGAGUCCUUAAGAGUCCUUUGUUGUUGGGAAAGGGAGCUGCAAGUCUUUCUCAAUGCUGCUGUUGUCUCCUGAGUUUUAAUUCCUGACUGUCAAUUAAUUUGAUAAAACAAUUUGUAGAAAGAAGUAAAGUAUGUUUUCUCUUUUGGGGCGUUCACUUGAACCCUUCUGAGCUGUCAUGCCUUUUGUUAUCUUUGUUGUUGAUUUAGUUGUUAUAAAAACGUGUUUUUGAUGUAUUUUAUUUUCAAAAGAUUUGAGAUUUUAACAGUAAGGAAAAAGUUUAGAUUUGAGAUUUUAUUUUAUAAGAGGUUCAUAGGAUUUUUUUUAUUGUGUUGAGUUUGUGCGUUUGCACAUGGUCCAUGCAAACUUAAGAGAUGAUAUGAUGUUUUUUUUUUAUGUUUCUUCACGUUCAUUUCCGUUCCAGAGCACUGUGUUGUUCAAUAUGAUAUUGUUUUUCAGGCCUGUGUGAAAUAGGCUUUAACUGAAACACGUCCACGUUUAUCUUGGAGACACUCAAUGACACUCAAUGGCAACCUUGCCCUCCAGCUCAGACCAGUCCAGUGGAGAUGUACAUCUAGUCUAGUGUAAAAGCAUUCUAUUGUAUCUGUCAGAGAAAAUGAGGCUGCUAUCCAGAAAACACCAAACACAAUAUGAAAGUGUUGGUGAAAAAGUGUCCCAUAACUAAUUGUUCUACAGCAGUUAACUAAACCUUGGAUGAAUUGCCAUGCGUAAACAUGGCGGAUUUCGUUAGAAAUGACGACCAAAGUAUGUCUAAGCCUUAACUGUAACCGGGCAGAUUAGCCCUAUUUAAGAAGGGGAAGCCUAUUUCUCCUCAUUGAAGGCUAUUCAGUUUCAGUUACGGUUGAUGGUUUGGCAAAGAGAAGUUCAUACAGAUGCAAUCAAUAUCAGAUGUUAUAUUGACGUAAUAUUAUACAGGGCUGAGUUGAACCAUGCCUUGUUAAAACCUAGUGUUACCCUAGUAAACAUCCCCCCCAUCACACUGGAUCUUGGGUUUUUGCCAUUCUUCAGUAUUAAUGACAUCACAUAUACUGUUUCUUCUUCCUUCCCUAUCUCUAUACCUCGGUCCUCGCCCUACAAAACGUUGUUCAUUAUUAUUUAUGUCUGCAACACCAAAGAUGAUGAAGCCAUCCACCUGUCAGCAAAGCGAUCUGUCAGAGUAUCUGUCUUGGAGAACAUGCCUCUCUCAUCCAUAUUGGCGUACAAAGCUACAGUAAUGCUACAGUAACAUCUUCGCUAAGUGGCAGUUCCCUGGUCAGUGGUGAACAAGCAAUAUGUUUCCUUUUAGGUUCUGAAUGAAUGUAUUGUUGAAUAGAGAUCCAUACAUGUGUGCUUCAUUUAUCGACAUCUGCUUGUUUCGGUUUGGUACAUCCAGCUGAAGACCAGUAUAUGCUACUGUGUCUUUAGUACAGAGAACAGGGCAAUGGGUCUACUUAGCUUUUUGAGUGUUGCUGAGGAGAGCUCAGCAUUUAUCUGUCUUUCUGUAAAUAUUAGGACUAUUUUCUGCUCUUUUCUUUUUGGUUGAACUCGUGUCAAGACCAUUGUUUGUUCCUGUUUCCACCUUUGUUGAUGUGAGUGUUUUGUUGAUGUCUUGUGAUCUGUCCAGAUAAUACACGUUUUCAGAUCCAGUGCUCCUCAUGAAGGAAAAUGUCAUGGUUUUAUUUUCUAUUGUAAUAAACUGAUAGUCCAUGUAUCAGCCAUCACUUUAAAUACAAAAAAAAAACGUGGUUUUGAAACUAUGAAAUGACCAGUUGUUACACUGCAGUCUUGUUCAUUGAAUCCGAUUUUCAGAUUUGACAACUUGCUUAUUGCUGUUUUUUGGGGAGAUCAAAUCAUUAUAUGACACUCAAUUCCUUGUGAGAAUGUAGUAUUAGUCAGGUAAUCCAUUGUGUUAUCAUGAAUGGUGUUAAAGGGAUCCAAAAUCUAUUGUUUUGUCAGUCGUCUUCAGACCUCAAAAGCGGUAUAAUGUCCCAUCUGUUCUGUAGAUCUAAAUUUCAAUUUUGGAGUGGACUUUCACUUUAAGUUACAACUCGCUACAAUGACCUGUAAAUCAUUGUCUGAGGGAGCACCUUUGUGGCUAUUGUAUGUUUCCCUGGUGCGUACCUUUGACAGGUAUCUUAUAAUAUUAAAAAAAAUUGAGCAAAAACAAGAUGCGAAACAGAGGUUUCACUUGCACUUAUUUUCAAACCACGCUUAUGUAAAGUAAAACCCUCAUACCUAGCAUUAUCCUGUCCUUGCUUGUUGUCCAGAUCAUGUAGCUUCAAUGGCUUAUUUCAUAGUUUCAAAAUGUUUUGCUGCUAAAACGGGAUGUCCCAGCAGUGGAUAGAUGAGAGCCACACUGGUUGUUUAAAAAUGUCUUACUUUAACCUAGAAUAUCAAAAGUAGAUCAGAUUAAAGUAUAGUUAACAUUCACAAAUGAUAAAAUUACAUUUGAGACACAUUUUGUGAAAGUUGUACUCUUUGAGUCAUUUUGUAAUCUCUUGGGUAAUUCGGCAGAAAUCUGACGUUUUGAACAUACAACUGUCUCAUCUCUCUCACUGCUUGUAAAACAUUUCCUUAUUUAUACAAUAACUCAUUUUGUACAGUGUAUUAGAGGAGAGAGGUUUUGAUAUUUGGUUCGUUUGUUAGUUAGCUGGCUAGCCACUCGGUUACUUUUGUCUUCCUGUGCCAGAGUUGCUCAAGUCUCUGUAACUCUUGUUUUUUAUUAAAAAAAAAAAAAGUAUUUUCUUUCUUUGUUUUACUCUUAGAAUUUUAACAUGUCAAAUGUUCUUUUUUAAUUAAAAAAUAUGUUUUUUUUUAA